UUCAAUGCGUCUAAUUUGGUAACCAAACUUGAUUCUUGGUUAGGUGUUUGCUGCUCGAUCGCUCCAUGCCUGGCUGUCAAGGCAGGGUCCAGUUUCAUAAAGGCAGAGCGAGUGAGUACAACAAGAAGCUGCCCGAACAGUAGUCCUAAUUUAAUCCAUCCCUCUCGCCCAAACACUAGUCCUAACAACACGCACACACUCUCUCUUAAAAGAGAUGCAAUGCAAAAGUGAAGCUUCCCCAGCUUCAUCAUCCUUGCGGCCAAUGGAUGAAUGAAUCCAAGCAUUGCAUUUGCAAUACAUUUCUUCAUCUCCUACAAUAUUCUUUAUCGUGGCUAGCUAGCCGAGUAGCUGAUCGCUCUGCUCGCCAAUUGAAGCCAUGAGCGACGUGCCGGGCUUGGGCGGCGGCGGCGCUAAUGGCCGCCACGGCGGAGCAGAGCAAGGCGGCGACACCCUGUUCUGCUACUUCCACCCUCGGGAGUUCCUGGUCGGCGUGUGCGCGCACUGCCUCCGGGACCGCCUCCUGCUCCUCCUUGCCUCCUCCAAGCACGGCGCCGGCGGCGGCCACCGGGCCCGCUCGCCGGCCGACGGCGCCAGCUACCUGUCGGCGCGGCCCUACUGCAGCAGGGCGGUCCGGCGCAGGACGGGCAGCAGCAUCUCGCUCCCCAAGGUGUUCGCGCUCGGCUCCUCCUUCCUCCACCGCCAGCUCGACUAUAACUCCUCCUCCCGCCACCACACCGCCGUCGACGAUGACGAUGGCGGCGAUGACAACAAGAAGAACGGUGCCGGAGCCGAGGAAGACGCCUCCGUUGCAAGCCUCGACGAUUCUUUCAUAUCGAUCAAGUUCGAGGACAACGGCAAGGCGACGUGGGACAGCCAGAAGGCGGCGGCCGGAGCCGGAGACGACGCCAAGCCCAAGGCAGCGACAAAGACGACGACGAGGGCGGUGGUGGAGCACGUGAAGCGGGGCGGCGGCGGCGUGACGCGGUGGCGGAAGCUCUUGCAACUGGCGCGGUGGAAGAGGUCGACGCCCGGCAGCAGGCACCAGCAGCAGCAGGAGCAGCGGUCCAAAGGCCGGAGCUGGAUCCGGAGCCUCACGCGGCGGCGCGCCGACAGAGCCUGGUCCUGACUCACACUCGUCACUCGACAGCCAACAUUUGGAUCAGAUCCGAGUACGUACAUGCUCUCUUGUUUGUACUACUGUACAUGGUAUUGGUAUGGCACGUCCAAACUUCAAUCCAUAUAUAUACACGAUCGAAGUACUAUACUACACACAAUACUGAAGGACUGAUUGACGAAAGAAUGCAUACAGCGGCCGGAGGAAGAUCGAUCCAUCUUGUUUCAGUUUUGAGCGCAAUAGAUAGAUCGAUCCAUCGACAAGUAGAUAUAUCUUUGUCAAUUUUUCAUCAACUAGUAUUGUGCUUUUGAAUAUCCUGCACUGUGAAUUGCAGGAAGGAUAAUUUUUGGUUUUCAAUACAUCGAUCGACAAGUACUGCUACUA
Messenger RNA from Brachypodium distachyon (stiff brome), 1498 nucleotides. RefSeq lists its product as uncharacterized. The record is from RefSeq and is a predicted model, not a curated record. Bases 377 to 1126 code for a protein of 249 amino acids. NCBI's taxonomy places the organism in Eukaryota, Viridiplantae, Streptophyta, Magnoliopsida, Poales, Poaceae. The transcript has 2 exons.